This is a messenger RNA of Ramularia collo-cygni, 411 nucleotides long. RefSeq lists its product as uncharacterized. The transcript has a single exon. The record is from RefSeq and is a predicted model, not a curated record. Lineage: Eukaryota; Fungi; Ascomycota; Dothideomycetes; Mycosphaerellales; Mycosphaerellaceae. Bases 1 to 411 code for a protein of 136 amino acids.
AUGAGCAAAGAGUUCUCACUAAUGCACUUCAAGUACGCGGCCGAACAGGUCGUCUCCCAAGUCACGCUAUUUAAAGUUCGCAUGCAAGAGGCCAUCGAUUUGACAUUCGACAGCAAAGCCGCUACUCCUUCAUGCGAAAAGGUAGUAAAGGUCUACAAGGGUGUUGGGGGAGCCAUUUCGACAGUAGUUACUGGCAUGAUACUUGCUAGUUGCGCCCCAGCUUUCAAGGACGAACAGCGAUCGCAAAUUUCUAGCGAUGCUGCAAAGGGGCUUUUGCUUUUCGAUGAGCUGGGCGUGGUUCUUACUGAGUAUUGUCUGUCCAAGGCAGUGGAUAUUACAGAGGGCGCAGUCAGUUUGGAUGCUGCAAUGGCACUACUCCCGGUCGCGUACUCGCUGCCAUGUGAUUCAUGA